Thunnus maccoyii (southern bluefin tuna) is the source of this 6662-nucleotide messenger RNA. RefSeq names its product trinucleotide repeat-containing gene 6C protein-like. Gene Ontology annotation, cellular component: P-body; nucleoplasm. Gene Ontology annotation, biological process: miRNA-mediated post-transcriptional gene silencing; positive regulation of nuclear-transcribed mRNA poly(A) tail shortening. Gene Ontology annotation, molecular function: protein binding; RNA binding. Lineage: Eukaryota; Metazoa; Chordata; Actinopteri; Scombriformes; Scombridae. The record is from RefSeq and is a predicted model, not a curated record. The coding region runs from base 815 to 6559 and encodes 1914 amino acids. The transcript is spliced from 22 exons.
UGUUGUUAGUUUGAACAAAAUGGCUGCGAGACCACUGUCAACGAGAGCUCACUGAACGCCUACCAUGACUGUCCGCUCCGCUGUCUGGAUCCACACAGAAUGUAUUCUCCCGGAGUCGUUUCUCACUUUGCAUUCGCGGUAGCCAGCCCGUCGCUAGUCGUCCAGCUGGCGACCUAAACAACAACAACAACAACAACAACAAAAACAACAAAACCAUUUCUUUUGCACUUUAAAACAAGUUGGCCGGCGAUUUUUGACGAAAACUGCCUGAUUUCUCUGGCUUGCUAAACCUCGCAACGGUCGACGACUUACAACGUCAACCAGCUAACGUUAGCUAACACAAUUUAGCUGCUUUUACAAGUCAUUUUUUUAUUCGUAUUCGUUUUUUUGUUUUUGCUGUUAGUUGUGCUUCAUUCCCCCUCCCCGCCCCUCGCUAUAUCGUGACGUUUUAACAAACUAUUUUUUUGGCGAGUGUAAUUUCACGGCAUGUUUUUUUUAAAUGUUUUUGCUCAAAGCAUAAAUUACCGUAUUUGCUGUGUGUUUAUCUGGCUGAGUAGCCGUUGUUUACCUCGGUAUCUUGUCACCAAGCUGCUUCAGCGGCAGUCGGCUUAUCUGCCAAGUCUGACUUCAAUUGCGACUGAAUCUCUGCUCCAUCUCUUAACGGGUAACUUUAGAAAAGACAUCGGAGAAUGCUUUUUUUCUGCAUAUUUUUUUCUGCCAUGCACCGACUCUUCACUGAAAGCUGCCAAAGCUGUGGUUAACGCAAGGUCGGACAGCUGAGAGAAGCUAGCAACAGAAGAAAGAGAACCAUUUGAUGGAAGAAAAGAAAAAGAAAAAACAAGAAGAAAAGACCAAGAAGGACGUCGCUCAGAAAAAGGCUGCUGAUCAGAAACCCAAAGUGCCAGAGCCUGCUCCCACUAAGCCCAGUCCCGGCCCACCCUACCACCUCCACCCCGCCAGCCCCACGCUGCCCCUCUCCUCCUCCUCCUCCUCCUCCUCUUCUUCUGGCAAUGGCAAGCGUGCCUCCUCCAAUAGCCAGCUCCCGACUCAGACUCCCCCUCAGCAGCAGCAGCAGCAGCAGUGCCAGUCGUCCUCUGCCAGUGCUCGCUACCCGCCCAGAGAGGUGCCCCCGCGCUUCCGCCAGCAGGAGCACAAGCAGCUACUGAAGAGAGGCCAGCCACUGCCUGCAGGAGCCCUCAGCGCUCUCACCCUCUCCUCCUCCUCCUCCUCUUCUUCCUCCUCUGCGCCCUCGUCGUCUUACUCUUCUUCUUCUACGAGUACCAGCAGCGCUACCCCAAACUCUGCCGUGUCCGCUGUGGGCAAACGCCACCCAGACAUAUCCCUCCAGAGUGGCCCUGGUGCCCAGUAUGAGACCUCUCAUUGGGGCGCCUCUUUACCAGUUGACAGCCCCUCCAGUGCCAACAGCUGGGACAAAGUGAUUAUUGACGGAAGUGACACAGAAGCUUGGCCCUCCAUCAGCCGCAGUAGUGACCCCAGCCACCCUGCAGCAACAGAAUGCCCCUUGGGCUCAGCUAGUUCCAACCCAGACACCAGUGCUGUCACUACCACCAGUAGUAGUAGUUUUCUGAGUAUGGCCACAGGUGCCACAGGCCAGCAGGCCCACUACGCCUCUCUCAAAUCUAACAAUAACAUGAUGACAGGACCUGGGUCAGCCAACACAUUAGCUGGGAACAGAGGCUGGGUCUCAGAUGCAAAACAAGAUGGUAUGAAUGGUGGCCGUGUAGGAGCGCCCAGUAACUGGGGCUCUCCCAAUUUUAACUUGAACCUCAAUCCUAAUGCCAACCCAUCAGCUUGGCCUGUUCUGGGCCAUGAGGGUGGUGGAGGUGGUGGUAUUGGCCCUAAUGGGGUGUCCAACUCAUCAUCCCUUCCACCAGGUAUUAAUGGCAAUGGAAAUAUGGGAAAUGGGACCCUGGGAGGUGCGGAUACGAGUGGAGGAGGUUGGGGUGGCAUGAUAAGUGCUAAUGAAAGUGAUAAGCAGCACCCUUCAACCAACACAAGCUUGUCCUUCAAUAUGGAACCUGCUAACCUUAACACUGACGGACCAAACCACACUAAGCAACAGCAGCAAGCUCAGGAGCCUAUGAGCCCUAUCCAUGGGUUAACUGGCUGGGGAGGCCAGUCACCCACUGAAUCAUCCCAGCUCAAUGGGGACACAAAAGGCAGCUCUGUAUGGGGUAGUGGAGAAAAUAAGGCAGCUGACUCCCCCAAAGACUCAGGCUGGGACUCAGCUCCUUCUGGAGGCCUCUCUGCCUGGGGUCGCCAAGGCAGUGGUGGUGGUGGGAGUAGUGGAAGUGGUGGCUGGGGUGACUGGGGAAAAUGCUCUGGUGGUGGUGGAGAUACAUCUAAAGGCUGGGACUCAGUAGAUGCUGGUAGUUCUGGUUCAGGCCAAGAGCCGCAACUUAACUCAUGGGGCCAGCAGCCUGGAACAGCCCCAGCAAGUGAGGGUAGUGGGGACAGCAGUGAAGGUCGAUCCCACCACAGAGACAGGUCUUCAAGCAUGGAUUUUACCCCUGUGCUACCCCGACAGGACCUGGACCCAAGGGUGCUGAGUAACUCGGGUUGGGGACAGACCCCCAUCCGACAGCACACCGUAUGGGAGAUGGAAGAAGCCAACUCUGAUGAUGUGAAGAGCAACAGCAGCUCGGACACCUUAGGAAGCUCAAGCUCUAAUGGUGGACCAUCAGCCACCAAUGGAGGUACCAUAAACCCUAACAUUGGCCCCAGUCAGAGGCCUGGGUCUGGAGGAAAAAAUGACAGUGAAGGAUCAUCAUCCUCUGGCUGGGGAGCCCCUCCACUUCAGUCAAUCCAGACUGGAUCAGGAUGGGGGGACCCCCCACAGUCACUCAACAAAGCCUCAAAUGGCACCACCAGUGGCUGGGGCGACCCUUUGCCUACCAAUGGUCCUAAAAGUGCAGGCACACCAUCCUGGGGAUCUGAGGACAAGUCACCCAACUGGGAUGAUGGUCUGACAAAAAGCCAGCCUACUAACUGGGGAGAGGGUCCCAAAAGCUCCCAUGGUUGGGGCAACAGUAAUGGGGGCUCCAAUAGCUCCAGCACAAGGGACUGGGGAGAAGCAGAAGUCAAGAACAAUGGGUCCUCCAGCAGCAUGUGGGAAGGAGAAGGAGGAAAUGGAGGAAGUGGUGGGUGGAAGGAAAGCCCCAGAGGAGGAACUAGAGGAGGAGGCUGGGGUAAGCCUGCUUCUGCUGUGAGUAAUAGCAGCUGGGGGGAGACCCCACGUGCCAAUGGCCCAGUGCAGGGAGGCUGGGGCUCCUCCAAGCCCCAGGAGAGCAGCAGCAGUAGCACCGGCAGUGGAGGAGGUGGCAGCAUUGGUUCUUGGGGUGGUCCUGGUUCUGUGAAGCAGAACACCUCUAGCUGGAGCAGUGUCAACAAACAGGACCAGGGUAUGGAGCCCACUGGCUGGGAAGAGCCCUCCCCUCCCUCCAUCCGCAGGAAGAUGGAGAUUGACGAUGGAACGUCCACCUGGGGCGAUCCCAACGCCUACAACAAGACUGUCAACAUGUGGGAUCGCAACAAUCCCUCUAGUAACCCAGGCAACAGCGGCCCACCUCCCAGUAAGAAUGGUGGAAUGAUUAUGCCCAACAAUAACAACAACAAUCACUCUGUCGGCCCUGGCAACAACAAUCACUCUGUCGGCCCUGGCAACAACAAUCACCAUCAUGCUCACCACAUGCACCACCAUCCCCAUCAUGGCCAUCCCCCAACUCACCUGCAGCACCAUGGAAACAACAAUGGGUCACCCAACAAUGGCGCUUCACACCCAGGUGCGGGCCCCCAGGGUAGACCCCCCCUCGCCAACUCAGGUUGGGGAGAGCUUCCCAAUGUUCAGCCCAAAUCGGAGCCUGCUUGGGGAGAACCAGCAACUCCAACAACUGUGGACAAUGGCACUUCUGCCUGGGGCAAGCCCCCAGGGGGUGUAGGAGGAUGGGGAGAUGGUGGCCACGAGCCCUCUGGACCUUAUGGCAGGGCCAACGGACCCCCGGGUCCUGCACCCUGCAAGCCAGGCCCCAAACCUAUGCAAGAUGGCUGGGGAAACGGAGGAGAGGAAAUGGGCAUGUCUAGCAGCCAAUGGGACACUGAGGAUGGGGACAUGUGGAACAGCCCCACCUCCCAGGAGAGCAGCUCUUCUUGCAAUUCCUGGGGCAAUGGACCCAAGAAGGGCCCGAGCAAGGUGAAGAUGGGCAACAAGCCAGACGAGGCCUGGAUCAUGAACCGUCUCAUCAAACAGCUCACUGACAUGGGUUUUCCGAGAGACCCUGCUGAGGAGGCUUUGAAGAGCAACAACAUGAACCUUGACCAGGCCAUGAGCGCCCUGUUGGAGAAGAAGACAGACCUGGACAAGCGUGGCAUGGGCAUGUCUGAUUACAGCAAUGGCCUGAACAAGCCCCUGGUGUGCCGGCCCUCUGCGCUCUCCAAAGACCCCUCCGACCGCAACACCUUUCUUGACAAGGAUGGUGUUCUGUCAGAUGACGCCCCCCCAUCACCGUUUCUGCCUUCCCCCAGCCUGAAGCUCCCCCUGGCCAACAGUAGCCUUCCUGGGCAGGGUCUGGGACAGGGCAACCCGGGGCUGGCCAUGCAAAACUUGAACAACAGACAGAUACCCAGUGGAAUGUUUGGCAGUAGUGGAGCAGCACAAACCCGGGCCAUGCAGCAGCAGCAGCAGCAGCAGCCUCCUCCUCAGCCACCAGUGCCACCUCUCAGCUCCUCCCAGCCUAGUCUACGUGCGCAAGUGCCUCAGUUUCUCUCCCCUCAGGUCCAAGCACAGCUCUUGCAGUUUGCAGCAAAAAACAUUGGUCUGAACCCUGCACUUUUAACCUCACCAAUAAACCCUCAACAAAUGACCCUGUUGUAUCAACUUCAGCAACUGCAAAUGGCGUACCAGCGUUUACAAAUCCAGCAGCAGAUGAUGCAGGCGCAACGCAAUGUUUCCGGCCCCAUUAGACAACAAGAGCAGCAAGUUGCACGUACAAUCACCAACAUGCAGCAGCAGAUCCAGCAGCACCAGCGUCAGCUGUACCAGGCGCUGCUGAUGAAGCAGCAGCAACUUCCCUCUCAUUCCUCCUCCUCUUCCUCCUCCGCUGGUCUGCAUCCCCCUGGUGGCCCAGCUGGAGGCCCUGGCUCCGGCAAAUCAACCCUGGACCCUUUCACAGGCCCACACCAGGCUCCGGGCCUCGCCGACACACUGCACACCAAAGAGCCGCCGUCUUCGCCCAACGCCUACAGCACCUACCCUCUCUCUGGACUGAAUCCAAACAUGAAUGUAAACUGCAUGGAGGUUGGGGGUCUGUCCCUGAAGGAGCCCCCUCAGCCCCAGUCCCGCCUGUCCCAGUGGACACACUCCAACUCCAUGGACAGCCUCUCUGGCAACUCCUCAAACAUGGAGAACAAUCUCAAUAAGCACGGUGCCAUAUCUGCUGCCUCUACCCUGGGCCCCCCUGGGAAGCCCCCCCAGCUGGAGGACUCAUACAGCCCAUACAAUCUGAUGUCCAGCUCUGAGUCCCCCACCAGCCCACUGGUGCCCCCAGACAGCUGGGGCCAGGGCAAGAGCCCCAACGAGAAGAUCUCCAAUGGGACCAACAUUAACUGGCCCCCAGAAUUCUGCCCAGGUGUGCCAUGGAAGGGCCUUCAGAACAUCGACCCUGAGAAUGACCCCAACAUGACCCCUGGCAGCGUCCCCAGCGGUCCCACCAUCAACACCAACAUCCAUGACGUCAACCGAUACCUGCUGAGGGACAGGAAUGGAGGUAAACUGUCUGACAUGAAGUCCACCUGGUCCCCAGGGCCUAUUUCCCAGAGCCAAGCCUCUCUCUCCCACGAGCUAUGGAAAGUCCCACAGGGGCCGCGCAGCACCACGGCCCCUUCCCGACCCCCACCAGGCCUCACCAACACCAAGCCCUCUUCCACCUGGGGUGGCAACUCUCUGGGCCUGGCCCAAGGCUGGAGUGGCUCCUACUCCUCUGAGGGAACCACCUGGAGUACUGACAACUCCAACAGGACCAGCAGCUGGCUGGUGCUGAGGAAUCUCACCCCACAGAUUGAUGGUUCAACUCUGCGGACCCUGUGCAUGCAGCACGGCCCCCUGAUCACAUUCCACCUCAACCUGACCCAGGGGAACGCCGUGGUGCGCUACAGCUCCAAGGACGAGGCCGCCAAGGCCCAGAAGUCUCUGCACAUGUGUGUGCUUGGAAACACCACCAUCCUGGCGGAGUUCGCCGGCGAGGAGGAGGUGAACCGCUUCUUUGCACAAGGCCAGUCGCUAGGGGCGAACACCACUAGUUGGCAGGCCAACCCAGGAACCAAUCAAAACCGGAUGGGCGGGGCAGCGCAGUCCCACUCAAUUGGCCAGUGGAGCAGCAGCGGAGGAGGAAAGGCCAGCGGAGGCGACCUGCUGUGGGGAGGGGUGCCCCAGUACUCCAGCCUGUGGGGACCGCCGAGCGGAGAAGACGCCCGCGUGAUCGGGAGCCCCACCCCCAUUAACACCCUGCUGCCUGGAGAUCUGCUGAGUGGGGAGUCCAUGUAGGAUGAUGCCACAAUACACUAACCAACCAAACCUGCCGCCACCGUGUCAUGUAAGCCAUCGGUGGAGGGUGGGAUGGAGGAGGAAAAAAAAAAAAAAAAAAAUU